Molecule: messenger RNA, 402 nt
Organism: Notechis scutatus (mainland tiger snake)
Lineage: Eukaryota; Metazoa; Chordata; Lepidosauria; Squamata; Elapidae
Source: RefSeq, a predicted model, not a curated record
CCCCAGCAGGCAACCGUUUGUACUCUUUGGCACCCACUCAUCCAGAGAAAAUCUGAAUUCGGGCAAUUUCAGCUUCCCCUCGGAAGGGCACCUGCUUCGCAACACGGGCCUGGCUGGCAGCCUCGCCAAGCACAUGGUGGUGCAGUGUGUCUCUCCCAAGGGGCCCCUGGCUUGUUCCAGGACCUACUUCUUCGGUGCCACUCACACUCCUUACCUUGGGAAUGGCGAUGGAUUGGAAAAGAAAACGGAAGAAGUGUAAGUUUUAAAAAAAUAUCCCUUAUGAUCCCCUCUAAGCAUCUCUUGGCUGAGCGGAACAACCUGUAAUGCAUGCCAGUUGUGGUUGUGCACCGUACACAAUUGCAGUUUGAAUGCUUUUUUUUAUUUCUCACUCAAGAGACUUUG